AUGGUUUUAAGCCAAGCCAAGAUUGAGUUCUGCAUCGUGAAUGAUGAGUCGUUUGAGUUUUGGCAGAGAGUACAGGAACAAGCUCUAGAGAGUUACACCAUGAGGGAGGUGUUCAGUAUGGACUCUACUGUACGCAUUGACGCUAUACAGAAUCUCAGCAAAUUCCACAGUAACUCCGUCGUGGAAGCACUCCUGGAUCUUUGCAAUGACCCAGACGAGAACGUACGUGCAGUUGCUGCUCUGUCCCUUGCCCGGGUCGCAGAACCGAGCAAUAAGUACGGCAUAAAACGCAUGAUGCAUCUACUGAAGGACAAAGACAUGCUGGUCAGAGAAGGUGGUUGCCUAGCCCUGGGGCAUAUCAAGGCAUCCGAGGCUGCUUCAGAACUUGUCAACCUCUGGAGAAAUGAUGCCAUCUCUAAUGUAAGGGAAGCUGCUCAAAUUGCCCUGGAGAAGAUCGGCGGUGAAGAGGCUCAGAAGGCAAUGCAUAUCACCAAAGUGCUAAGCGAACCCAGUAUUAUCGCAUCCAAAGAGUUGAUUACUAAAAUGGCGUUCAUGAGUGCAUACUUCACAUUUCAGCCUGAGUAG
Asterias rubens (European starfish) is the source of this 585-nucleotide messenger RNA. RefSeq lists its product as uncharacterized. Bases 1 to 585 code for a protein of 194 amino acids. The transcript is spliced from 5 exons. Lineage: Eukaryota; Metazoa; Echinodermata; Asteroidea; Forcipulatida; Asteriidae. Gene Ontology annotation, molecular function: oxidoreductase activity. The record is from RefSeq and is a predicted model, not a curated record.